Messenger RNA from Chenopodium quinoa (quinoa), 3867 nucleotides. RefSeq lists its product as uncharacterized. Gene Ontology annotation, molecular function: RNA-DNA hybrid ribonuclease activity; nucleic acid binding. The transcript has 2 exons. The coding region runs from base 1 to 3867 and encodes 1288 amino acids. NCBI's taxonomy places the organism in Eukaryota, Viridiplantae, Streptophyta, Magnoliopsida, Caryophyllales, Amaranthaceae. The record is from RefSeq and is a predicted model, not a curated record.
AUGAAAGUGGCACUUUGGAAUUGUAGGGGUUUAGGACAGGCGGACUCCCCUAAAAUUCCUUAUAUUACCUCUCUAGUCCGCUCUCAUGGAGUAGAUAUACUGUGUCUUUUGGAAACUAUGCUUUCUGUAGAUAGUGUUGUGCGGAAAUUAGCAUCAUUGCCUUUUUUGGGUUGUUGUGGAAUUGAUGCUGAUGGCCUUAGCGGUGUUAUGUUUAUUUGCCGGUUUACUCCAUUAGGUUUAGUUCCUGUUUAUAGUUCCCAAAAUGUAUAUCUGUGUAAAUUAGUACAAGGAGAUGAAAUAAAACAUGUGAUGUUUGUGUAUGGUUCGCCCCAUGUUACUAAUCGUUCGGAGAUUUGGUACUUGAUUAGUAACAUUAUAGAAUCACUUUCAAAUGUGAUCAUUAUUGGAGAUUUUAACCAAGUGGAAUACUUUUCGGACAAGUUAGGAGGUAACCUUUCAAUUCCAGGGCAAAUGGAAUUUAUAAAUUGGCAUAUGGGUUUGGAUCUAGUAGAUGUUCCUUUUCCGGGACCUCGGUAUACCUGGACUUAUAAUAGACUUGAUUUGGAUCCUAUUUUUGAGCACUUAAAUAGAGCUUAUGCCUCCCCCACCUGGUUUCUGGAAUAUCUUGACACUAGACUUACUCAUCAGCCAAUUUUAUUUUCGGAUCACGCCGCGAUUAUUCUAGCCGAUUCAGCUGAUUAUGAUGAUAUUAAGCAACCCUAUAAAAUUGAAAACUGGUGUUUAUCUGUUCCAGCCAUACACGACAUUAUUUCUUCGAUUUUUUCCAUGUUUUUUCCAGGAUCUCCUAUGUUUGCUUUAUCUAGAAAGCUUUCGGUUUCUCGAGAUCGUCUUUUAGCUUGGUGUAUUUCUCAUAAGAAAGCUUGGGGUAUUAACUGGAAACAACUAGUUUUUGACAUUCACCAAGCCUCACGAUUUCUUGAUACUCGGGUUGAUCGCUGUUUGUUUAUUUCCACUAAGAAUGAGAAAGUCGCAGAAGCACAGGCUGCUUAUAUUUUCUGGCAACAACGAGCUAAGAUAAAAUGGGAUGCUCUCGGGGAUUCGCAUUCUCGCAUUCUAUUUUCUUCUGUUCAAUCUCGAAAAAGAAAUAAUAGGAUCUUUGGUCUCAGAGAUUCAAACGGAGAAUGUCAUCGCAACCCUAAUCAAAUAGCUUCUAUUACCCAAGCCUUCUACAAGGAUCUAUUCACAACUUCGGCCUCUACUUCUUCUUAUGAUGAGGAAUGGUGGGAUAAUUGGAACCUUACUUUUUUGACAUUACUUCCAAAGGUGGACAAUCCGGAAGUUAUCUCUCAGUUUUGCCCGAUUGGUUUAUGCAAUGUCAUUUACAAAUGUGCUGCUAAGUGUCUCACCAGUCGUCUUCGUCAGGUGUUACCUAGUCUGGUUGCAGAUUUUCAAAAUGCUUUUGUCCCGGGUCGUCUCCUCUCGGAUAAUGCUUUAAUAGCCCACGAGGUCAUUUCCUUCAUGAAUAAGUCGAAAGCUAAGAAGAGGUUCUAUGCAGCUAUCAAGUUGGAUAUGAAUAAGGCUUAUGACAGGGUUAAUUGGGAGUUUUUGUUUAGACUACUCCAAGCUUAUGGUUUCCCGCCUUAUUGGAUUCACAUUAUUCGUCAAUGUGUUUCUACAAUCUCUUAUCAAGUACUGGUUAAUGGGAAUCCUCUUCAGAAUUUUCGUCCUCAAUGUGGUCUUCGUCAAGGCGAUCCUCUUUCCUCCUAUUUAUUUGUUCUCUGCAUGGAAAUCUUGUCUGCUAUGAUUCGAAAGGCGGAAAGAGCGUCCCUCUUCAAAGGAAUUUGCAUUUCCAGAAGUGCUCCUAUGGUUUCUUACCUGUUCUUUGCUGACGAUUCCUUAUUAUUUUUACAGGUUACUCCUGAAGCCUGUGAAAAUCUUUCUGGUCUUCUAUCAGAAUUUUGCUCUUUGUCUGGACAGGUGAUUAAUUUACAGAAAUCCUUUGUUAAAUUUAGCCCCAAUACUCCAGAGGACUAUAAGGAUUUCCUUGCUCGAAGGCUAAAGCUUCAAAGUAAACCCACACUGGGUUCUAACUUAGGUUUGCCAGUGGAUCUAGGGCGCAACAAAGUUUCUGAUUUUAGUUUUCUUAUAGAUAAGGUGGUUCAGCGUUUAACGGCUUUCGCCUCUUUGGGCCUUUCCUCAGCAGCGAAGUUGGUUAUUAUUAAUUCGGUUUUGGUUGCUUCGUUUAAUCACGUUCUUUCGGUUUUUCAUAUUCCCACUUCGAUUUGCUCAAAGAUUGACAACUUGUUGGCUCGUUUCUGGUGGAAGUCUGACUUUCGCUCUCGGGGUCUAGCUUUGCGCUCAAAGACUCUUUUACACCUUCCGAAGGGUUUGGGAGGUUUGGGGAUUCGUCGUUUGAGCUCUUUCAAUACUGUGUUGUUGGCUCGUCAGUGCUGGCGUAUUCAUCAUCAUCCUCAACUCUUAGUUUACAGGCUUCUUUCAGCCAAAUAUCCUUCUAUUCACAAUCUUCAGACUAGAAGGAUUCCUGGUUCUUCUUGGGGAUGUCAGGGUUUACGGCAAGGUCUGUCUAUAUUAUCAGAUGGUGCAGCUUGGAAAGUUGCAUUUGGAGCUCAGGUUCGUAUCCUUGAAGAUUCUUGGGUUCCAGGAGAAUCUAUCUCUUUUAGAGAUAAUUGUGAGGCGCCUCUCCCGUCUCAUGUUUCUUCUAUCAUCAAUUCGCGUUCUUACGCGUGGGACACAUCUAUGGUUCAUAAUCUAUUUGAUUCUUCCACAUCCAAUCGUAUUUUGGCUUUGGAACGGCUAAGUAGGCCAAUGGAUGAUUUUGUAUAUUGGAAAUUUACAAAGGAUGGUUGUUUUAACGCCAAAUCAGCCUACGCUAUGAUGCUCCGUCGCCUUGAUUAUAAUGAUGGCGCUUCUUAUGUUUCGUCUUCGUGGUGGAAGAUGUUUUGGGGUUUGCCUCUUAUGCCAAAGCUUCAGUGCUUUUGCUGGAAGCUGCUUCAUGAUGCUUUGCCUCUCAAUGGUGUUUUACAACUUCGUGGGGUUCCAGUGGACUCCACCUGUGUUUUCUGUCUUACUAAGAGGGAAACUGUGGACCAUCUAUUUCGUGAUUACCCUUUUACCACUCCUGUCAGGAGUAGAGUCUCUAUCAUUUCGUCAAUUGAUGCUCGACAGGAUGUUUCUUUCAUAGAUUGGUUCGUUAAUUUGGUGGCGGAUUUGCGGCAGGCUAAAUCUUGGGAAAUCUUGGUCAACUUGGUAUCCUUUCUCUGGGCUGUUUGGAUUGCUUGCAAUCAUAAAGUUUUUCGACAGGCUGUCAUUUCUCCUGAUUUUAUUCAUCGUAUAAUGCAAGACUGGGUUUCUCGGAGUUCUACUGCUCAAGAUUUUAAAGUGAUGGUUAAAGCUUCUACUUCAGGAUCUCGUAUUGAGCGUAGUUCUCCUUCUUCGUAUUGUUGUGUUCGAGGCUUUCCUGGGACAACUCGUGAAAUCUGUCUAAUUUGUGAUGGUGCCUUUAAUGCUCGAGAUUAUUCUGCUGGUGCAGGAUGUAUUUUCAGAAUUCCGGAUUCGGAUUGGGUUUUAGGUGGUGUAUCUAGAGCUUUCAUUUCCUCCUCGGCCCUUCAUUCGAAAUUACAGGCUUGUCUUUGGGCUCUUAAAGCUGCUGAUCGUCGCGGGUUUAGCAGGUUGUUGGUUUACACAGAUUACGCUACUCUGUUUCAUUUUGUUCAAAAUAAGAAUGGUCGAGAUAUUGCAUGCUUAUGGAUCUUUCAGGAGAUUCUAGACGUCAUCAACAGGUUUUCAACUUGUGAUUUCAGGAAGGUUCCUCGUCAGUGGGUUGUUCCGGCUCAUUGGCUGGUAGGCCAGGCUUGUCGUCGUCAAUUACUUUUUUGGUCUGUUUAG